This is a messenger RNA of Thalassophryne amazonica, 3208 nucleotides long. RefSeq names its product GATA-binding factor 6-A-like. Gene Ontology annotation, cellular component: nucleus. The transcript is spliced from 6 exons. Gene Ontology annotation, biological process: positive regulation of transcription by RNA polymerase II; epithelial cell differentiation; cell fate commitment. The record is from RefSeq and is a predicted model, not a curated record. Lineage: Eukaryota; Metazoa; Chordata; Actinopteri; Batrachoidiformes; Batrachoididae. The coding region runs from base 43 to 1524 and encodes 493 amino acids. Gene Ontology annotation, molecular function: DNA-binding transcription factor activity, RNA polymerase II-specific; RNA polymerase II cis-regulatory region sequence-specific DNA binding; zinc ion binding.
AGUUUUUUAUUAAUCCACACGGUGUAUGGAAAGUGCUCCUGGAUGGACCUGGGCGAACACAGCUGGUCCAUGGUCAAGCGAGAAGCAUCCAGCAGCCCCGGCUCACCGGCUGAUCACACCUACCUGUCCGGUGACAGCAGGAGGGACGGGUCCGCCUCCGAUGAGCUGAGGACACCGGCGCCUCCGAGCGACCUUGACGCACUGGGGCACCGUAGAUCGCUACACUCCUACGUGCACUUCGGACACCAUAACGCCACCCUGACCGCCUCCGAGGACAUGCCGCUGUUCACGGAUUUAGACCAGGGCGGCAAACUGGUCCUCUCCGGCAGCGCGCACAAGGCAGGCCUGCUGGUGGACCCGACCGACAUGUACCAAACCCUGGCCAUUGCCGCGGCGCAGAGCCAAACUGGAUAUGAUUCCUCCUCCGGGGGUUACAUGCACUCCAACCCCAACUCCCCCGUGUACGUGCCCACCUCCCGCGUGAGCCCCAUGAUAACCAGCCUCUCAUACCUGCAAGCCAGCGGUUCUGCGCAGCCGAGCCACGGCGUCUCCAGCCAUUCGGUGUGGUCGCAGUCGACCCCGGAGAGCCCGUCCUACAGCACCGGGAGCCCGCACACCUCCAGCCGCUUCCACUACCCCCCGAGCCCGCCUAUGAACAACGGGACUCCGCGGGACAGCGGCUACAGCAACACGCUGAACAUGAGCAGCCGAGACCAGUACGGCCUGUCCCGGCCUCUGAGCGGGACCUACCCGAGUCCCUACUCCCCGUACGUGGCUCCGCAGCUGUCCCAGCUGCCCUCUCCGUGGAGCGGCGGGGCUUUUGAGAACACGAUGCUGCACACGCUGCAGAGCAGAGGAGCGCCGCUGAUCCGAGGACCAAACGGAGUUCCAGAUUUUCUCGACGAUAUGGGAGAGAGCAGAGAGUGCGUAAACUGCGGCUCCAUGUCCACGCCGCUGUGGAGGCGCGACGGCACCGGACACUUUCUGUGCAACGCCUGCGGCCUGUACAGCAAAAUGAACGGGCUGAGCAGACCGCUGAUUAAACCUCAUAAACGGACGUCGACGUCCAGGAGAAUCGGCCUGUCGUGCGCAAACUGUCAAACCAGCACAACCACCCUGUGGCGCAGGAACGCGGAGGGGGAGCCGGUGUGUAACGCGUGUGGACUCUACACAAAAUUACACGGGGUGCCUCGACCUCUGGCCAUGAAGAAAGAAGGUAUCCAGACCAGAAAAAGAAAACCGAAAACUUUGAAUAAAACAAAAGGCUCCUCUGGAAACAGCAGCGCUGUGUCUAUGACCCCAACGUCCACAUGUUCAUCCAAUUCAGAGGAUUGCUCCAAAACCAGCUCUCCGUCUGCACAAGUGUCAGGGGUCAGUUCCUCUGUGCUGUCCAGUCCGACAGAGGGAACAGGCUCCGGCUCAGCCGUGAAGUACUCAGGACAGGACGGCCUAUACGGUCUGUCGCAGCCAUCAGACGUGGCUUCAGUGCGGGGUGAACCGUGGUGCCCCAUGGCCCUGGCUUGAACACCCAAAUCUUUUUUGGAGGACAUCAAUCUGACCCCUGUGCCUGGAUCCAGUGCCGAGGCCUCCAAUGGCCACUUUUGCUUCCCGGCCAGUGUGAGCUGGAAUCGAGUGUGGAAUAUCUGGAAUAUGCAGGGAUCACUAUUGUUUAAAAAAAAAAAAAACACAACGCGCCUUCACUGGGUCGAGGUCCAAUGUGGAAAGUCUGUGGACCCAACGUGCACUCUCCUGUCCAUGGCACAGAACCACGCCUUGGUUCGUAUGAAAAUAUUGUACAUAUGGAUUUCCUCUCUGAAGAAGAAGUUAUUGAUUGGACACCGGAGCUUCAUGAAGCGCUGAGGACAUUUAGAUUUUUUUUUUUAUUGUUAUUAUUAUUAUUUCUUUCCUCAACUGGAACCACGCCACAAGUGCCAAGACAACUUUGAAUCAAAGAAAAUAUUUAUAAAUCUUCCACUGUUGAAAAGCUCUGAUUGUUAAUAAAGAUAUCACUGUAGAGUAGAUCUUAAACCAUUCUGUCAUCUUUUCUAAUUCUGACUUUCUGUUUUCAGUGUGCACAUGUUAAAGCUCUUACUGCAUUUGGUGUAAACAGGGUAUGAGAUGUUUUGUUUAAAGGUGUAGUCCCUUUCGAUUUUCCACAAAAUUUACUUUGUGUUCAUAUCUAGUCAUUAUAAAGUGCCUUUAUUUCUGUGGUAUAUUACAAAAUUACAGCACAUUCUAUUUCUGGUUAAACUAUUUAUUUUUUGUGCAGGGGGGAUUCCGUGACAAUUGUAGUGAGUUUUGAUCUGUGAGAUUUUGUCGACGACAUACAGAAAGAACCACAGGCAUGGGGUUGAAAGUUCACUGAGAAACUGGGAACUCAGGAUUUCAGACUCACAACCCAGAAAACAUAUAUGUAAUAAAGCUGUGAUAAAACGUGAGUCUCCCCAAUCACUCGUUUCGGUAAACCGCGUAAAACCUUUAUUUCUGUAACUAAUGUUCAUAUUGACACCUGACCCAGCAGAUCUGUGCAGGUUGUAUUACAAAUCUAGCAGAUAUCCAGCAAAUAUUUAGUUUGAAAAAUGUCUAGAUUUUAUCCUGAGUUCUUCCCAGCAGGAUCUCUAUUCUCCAGUGUUUAUUAGCUGCUUUGGUCGCUUUCUUCCCAGUUAAAUUUGACCCUUGUGGUGGUGGUGGUGGGGGGUGCUAUCAACUGGAAUUGAAGGUUGGCUCUUCAGCUCAAUUUUGCUAUCCCCCACACCAUCUAUGACAUCACUACAGAAAGUGUGUCAUGGCGUCAUGUCUCUGUAUUCUAACCCACGUGGGUCUAAAAAAUUUUAAUUGUUUCCAGAAAAUAAUUGGGAUUAUUUGAAUAGUAAGGAACAAAACUGUAGUGGUGCUGAAAAAACAAUCAAUCCUUUUUAUAAGUAAUCAUAAAAGAAAACAAUAAAAAAAUUGAAAGGGACUACAGCUUUAACUGUUCGCACAAAUAUUCAAACAGUCACCUCUUUCAGACACGUAUUGAUAUCAAAUCAUUUGUCAGCCGCUGGGUAGCCUGAAGGUACUUGUCUCACAGCAAAAGUGAACUCACGCUGGGAAUGGAGCCAAGCUGCUGAAAUUCUUUCACAUGUGAACGGCUGCUUGAACAAAAGUGUGCAGCGGGCCAAGCGAGCAAACUGCAUUACUGUGUAACAUUGACAGCCCCCCCCCCCCC